This is a messenger RNA of Paramecium octaurelia, 1130 nucleotides long. NCBI's taxonomy places the organism in Eukaryota, Ciliophora, Oligohymenophorea, Peniculida, Parameciidae. The record is from the annotation of a GenBank genome assembly.
AUGCCACCGAAUGCUCCUCCACCUAAGAAGUUAACGGAAAAGGAAUUGAAAGACAAAGCAGAAUAGAAAUGGGGAAAGAGAAAUAUAGGAAAGGUUGAGAAAAUAAGAAGAAGAAAAAUAAAGACUAGAGUAAGAAAGAUUAAGGAAACUAGAAGAAGAAAGAUUAGCAGCUGAAGAGAAUGCAGAAGAAGAGAUAGAAAAUGAAGUUUAAAGGGGUGUAUUUAAGGAAAAUUUGGAGAAUGCAAAAAAGUAAAUGAUGAUUGGAAUAAUAUAUUUAUAUUGUUCGACAAAACAAGACAUUACUUUGGUAGCCUAAUUAACUACUUUCAUCACAAUAUUCAAAACCUUGUCAGAUCUUAAAAUUCCAGAAGAAUUACAAAAAUUAUAAUAAGCAGAAAAUAUUGUUCGAGAUAUAUUUAGAUUUUUAACAUAACUGAAAGCUGAAAGAAAACCUGUACUAAAUAAUCAGCAAUAAUCACGGGUUAAUGAAAAUGAUGUCGUCACUAGAAAUUAAAAAUAUAUCAAUUCACUAAGAGAAAUGAUUCAUAAGAAAAUAGAGGAAAUAAAUACUCAAAUGGUAUUGUAUAUGCCGAGUUUUUCAUUGAAGUAAAUAACUAUUAAUAAAUAAUAGGAAAGGAUUUAUUUUCCCCUAUUAAAAUAUUUAGAUAGAAUUCUGGAUGUUCAAAAUGAUGGUUAUUUUUAUAAAAUAAACUUCCUUUAAGAAAAAAUCAUACGUAGGAUAUCGUAGAUACAUUAUAAUACUCCCUUUGUAUAAUUCUCAUUUCUUUAUGAAAGUUUCUGGAAUUCAUCAUCAAACGCCAAUUUUUCAAAAUCAUUAAUUUAUUAAUCUUUUAACUCUGGUGGAUAAAUACAAAAUUCUUUUUUCUAAUAGGAAAAAUUCGCAGAGUUAACUAAAAAAGCAAUUGAAGGGUCAAAAGAGACAUUUAAAAUAGAUGACAAAACAAAAAACGAAGUAAUAAAACAUUUCAUUUCCACCUAAUGAAGAUUUCAUAUACGGUAUUUUUAUAUAUCCAUCCAAUAAACCAUCUGGUUACAGACACAAACCAAAUGAUUAUCCUGAAUUACAAUUGGCAGUUGAUGUACCCAGAUCAAUUAUACACAUCAUUUGA